AUGCCGACCAGAGUUCCUUCGUCUGAAAUGUUCUGUGCACUGAAAUCGGAGAACUUCCCACCGAAGACCAAGUUCACGGUGGAAAACAUCCCUGACCUGUCCAGCAAGGUCAUGAUUGUGACAGGGGGCAACACUGGCUUGGGUAAGGAGACCGUCAAACACCUGCUCACCCACAAUGCCAAGGUAUAUCUAGCGGCGCGCAGCCAGGUGAAGGCCGAGGACGCUAUCCGCGAGCUUCAUAAGGAAACUGGCAAGACAGCGAUUUUCCUCAAGCUCGACCUUGCGAACCUUAGCGCUAUUAAGGCCUCAGCGGAAGAUUUACUGAGUAAGGAGCCCGAGCUGCAUGUUCUCUUCAACAACGGAGGUGUAAUGACUCCCCCUGUCGAACAUCUGACCUCUGACGGCUAUGACCUGCAGUUCGGCACGAACACCCUCGGUCACUUCUACUUCACCAAGCUGCUGAUGCCGGCACUGUUGAGAGGCGCGCAAACAUCGUCGGAUGGCAAGGCACGUGUGGUGAACACAUCUUCUUCUGCCCUUUACUUCUCCACGCUCGACUUCGACACGUUCCGCGACGGGCCCGAGCGCCUCAAGAAAAGCACGACCCGGUUGUAUGCGCAGAGCAAAUUCGGUAAUACCGUCUUUGCGCACGAGCUGGCGCGGCGGUACGGUGGCCAGGGCAUCGUAUCAACGUCACUGACCCCCGGUGUCAUCAAGACAGACUUACAGCGCCACCUGCACGGCGUCAAGGCCUUCGUAGUUAACCUCACUGCGAAUCCGAUUCCUCAGGGCGCGCUGACGCAGCUGUAUGCGGGUACCCACCCUGAAGGCGCAGAGCUGAACGGGAAGUACCUCAUGCCCUUCGCGCGCGUCGUGCCUGUCCGCCCGGAGACGCUUGACGAGGAGACCGGAAAGAAGCUGUGGGACUGGCUUGAGGAGCAGGUUGAGGACAUGUGA
Sparassis crispa is the source of this 957-nucleotide messenger RNA. RefSeq lists its product as uncharacterized. The record is from RefSeq and is a predicted model, not a curated record. The coding region runs from base 1 to 957 and encodes 318 amino acids. Lineage: Eukaryota; Fungi; Basidiomycota; Agaricomycetes; Polyporales; Sparassidaceae. The transcript is spliced from 10 exons.